GGGUCUCAAGGAGAUCAAACAUAGAUGAAGCGGACGCUCUCUGUUUUUUAAAAUGAGUACUGUCUCUAUGGUACAGCUGCCAACUGUCCCUUCCACAGGACUUUUUGCAAAUCCUUACGCAAUCGAGGUACUAAAGACCAAAAAACAAGAACUUGUAGACGGGAUCCAGAAUCCGGAUAAUCUCCUCAGUUGGCUCGUCGACCAUGGAAUAUUCUCUCCGGGAAAAAAAGUGGCAAUGUCUUAUUACAAGACCAGAACGGAGAAGAACUCCAGGCUGCUGGACAUUUUGGUGUCUAAAGGUGAGCGGGCCUGUCGCCUUUUUUUCUUUCCUUGUCUUAAGCAAAUCGAGCCCCCUUUGUAUAACAGCAUGAGACAAUAUGUCAGUACGGUGAAUGAGAUGAUUGGAGAUGGCAGAAGGCAGCUGGUGGGAUAUUUGCUGGAGAGAGACAAAGAGGAUCUUAAGAAACCUCCCAAGGAAAAGGUGGAGAAAACGUCCAAAAGGGAGAUUCUACCCAAAAUUGAAAGGACCCCGAGGAAAUUGCCUGAUGGGGAAGUUAAUGACAAGAGAAAGAGUAGUUUAUCUCAGAUCCCCAAAGGAACAACCAGAGGAACACCCAGAGGAACACCCAGAGGAACACAAGGAGCUUCAGUCUUUGAUGCUGUCAAAAGUGGGGACCUCUCGCUUCUGGAGGAGAUGUUAAAGGGGUCGGAUAUUAAUGCUGUAAAUUCAUUGGGUGAAACUCUUUUGCACGUGGCUGCAGCUAAUGGCCACGUUCCCGUCAUCGAGUUUUUAAUCGCCAGAGGAGCUAAAGUAGAUGCCAGAGACCGUAAAAAGAGGACACCGCUGCACAAAGCUUCUGAGAAUGGACAUUCCGAGGCCGUCGCGGUUCUGCUCCGGGCCGGAGCUAACAUUUACGGCUUGGAUGGCGACUCCCAAACCGCCGUCCACCUGGCCGCACGGAACAAUCAUCGAAAAGUACUGAAGGUCUUUCUGGACGAGGAAGCCAGACGUUACAAAAACAGACGCAACUUUUUACAUAUGGCGGCCGAGAAGGACGAUAGCCAACUGGUGAAGUUGCUUUUGGAAAAUGGAGCGCCGGUGGACGCUGUUGAUGACAAACGGCGCACCGCUUUGUUUAACGCUGUUUCUGCAGGGCAUGAAGCCACCGUUAAAGUAUUACUAGAAAACGGAGCGUCCGUUGACUCCGGCAUUAUCGACGCAGCCUUUAGUACCAACAAUGAAGCCAUUUUUGGGUUACUUCUGGAAUAUUCCAAAGGACUGUCUCCCGACACCAUGAUAUCCGCGUUAUUUAAAGCCGUCAAGAUGAAUCUGUCCGGAAUAAUCAACGCGUUAGUCGAUAAGGGUGCUGAGGUUAACGCCAGGAACGACAUUGAAUAUACGCCUUUGCUGUUGGCCGCCGAACUCGGAAAGCCCGAAGCCGCGCAGGCUUUGGUCGAGAAGGGCGCCCAUCUUGAUGUCCGGACGCCAAAUCAGAACACGGCUUUACACUUAGCCGUCCAAGGAGGAAAUGUUUCCAUUGCAAAGCUCCUCAUCCGUAAGGGGAUGAAUAUUAAUAUCACCGGCCCUGGAGACCAAACUCCGAUUCAUGUGGCUGCUUUCCAUAACAAGCAAGACAUCGUCGAUGUUUUAAUUGAUGCCGGAGCCAACGUGAAUGCCGUAACCAAAGACUUAGUGACUCCUCUGCAUAUCGCAAGCCAGAGGGGCAACCUCGAUGUCGCCCAACGUCUUCUACACCACCGAGCCAACGUCAACGCCAAGGACAAGGGUUCAAGGACGCCCUUGCGUCUCGCUGUUGACGGCGGCAACGGAGAUCUGGUGCAAUUGCUUCUAAAUAAUAAAUCGGACCCCAACGUUACAGAUAAAGAUAAAAAGACCCCACUGCACGUGGCCGCAGCCGCUGGACAGGUGGAGAUGGUGGAAGCCAUGUUGAGGAGCCAAGCAAGGUCUACAGCCAAAGACAUGGACGGCUGCACGCCCGUUCACUACGCCGCGGCCGCGGGAAGCGCUGACAUAGUUAGAGCGCUGAUGAAAGCUGGAAAGAAUAAAAAUGUGGACGAUAAAAACGUUUGGAGAAAAACCCCACUGCACGUGGCGGCUGAGCACGGCCACAGCGACCUCAUCGGCCUGUUUUUAAACAACGGGGCAGCUGUAAAUUCUCUGGACAACAACAGAGACACCCCGCUUCACUGCGCGUGCAGAGCCGGGCACCUGUCCUCGGUGCAGACGCUCGUGGGGUGGGCGCAAGGAGAAAAAGCCAACUUGCAGCUCACCAACGGUCUGAAGAAGACACCGCUGCAGGUUGCGGAGUCCGGAACCACCGACAGCCACCAGCAAAUCGUCACCUUCCUGAAAAAGAAAAUGCACUUAAUCAAAUAAUACAUCGUAUUAAAACAGCUGACCGCAGGAAAUACGAUACCCUUUGGAGAUUUUGUUUACGGGUUGUCAUUGUGAUUAUCUUUAGAUGGAGAAAUGAUACCCAGUGGGUUAAAUGCGAGGUCUGGCAGCUUGCAGUCGUAUGCUUUGUUGUUGGAUUGCAACUCACAUCAUUCUCAGGCAGCCACGACCGAUUGCUGA
Molecule: messenger RNA, 2596 nt
Organism: Spea bombifrons (plains spadefoot toad)
Lineage: Eukaryota; Metazoa; Chordata; Amphibia; Anura; Pelobatidae
Product: CARD- and ANK-domain containing inflammasome adapter protein-like
Exons: 1
Coding region: 53-2398 (781 amino acids)
Biological process (GO): regulation of apoptotic process
Molecular function (GO): protein binding
Source: RefSeq, a predicted model, not a curated record